Messenger RNA from Thermochaetoides thermophila DSM 1495, 591 nucleotides. RefSeq names its product mitochondrial 54S ribosomal protein mL59. The transcript has 3 exons. The record is from RefSeq and is a predicted model, not a curated record. Gene Ontology annotation, cellular component: mitochondrial large ribosomal subunit. The coding region runs from base 1 to 591 and encodes 196 amino acids. Gene Ontology annotation, molecular function: structural constituent of ribosome. Lineage: Eukaryota; Fungi; Ascomycota; Sordariomycetes; Sordariales; Chaetomiaceae.
AUGAUUCCAACGGCCGCGCACGCCGACCUCUCAGUCCGCGCUGCGACACUCUUCCUCGCCAAACCACCUCGCCAGCCCCUCGCUGAUCCGACGACCAUGGCGUCCGCAGCCUCACAGUCGUCGAAGUACAUCCAGCUAGCGCUGGCGUUGCCGCAACGCCUGCGCACAUUCCUUGCGCGCUAUCCACCCCCGCAAAUCUUCCCUGACGGCCAGGAGCCUAAGAAGACGGCCUAUCAGGAAGAGUGCCCGAACCCGUUUUUGCCAUACAAGCACCCAGUCACUGGAAAGUGGCAUAACCCCAAGUACUCGCUGCGCCGUCAGGCCGAGCUGGUCAAGAUGGCCCGCGAGCACGGAGUUGAGGAACUGCUUCCCUACACUCCCAAGGGCACCGAGGCCAGGUUACGCAAGCGUAUCGAGCUGGGUCUGCGCGUCAAGGGUACUGGUGUUGGGCAGAGAGUCAAGGGUCACAAGCACGAGAGACAACUCAUGGCAAAGAUGGAGGAGAGAAGACAAGCCAUGCUUGCGAUGCCAGAGCUCAUCAAGGAAUGGAAGAAGGUUGGGAAGAGGGAUUGGACAAAGUAUCCGAAAUGA